Clarias gariepinus (North African catfish) is the source of this 1120-nucleotide messenger RNA. It is a transcript of the gene tmem170b, whose product is annotated as transmembrane protein 170B. The record is from RefSeq and is a predicted model, not a curated record. Gene Ontology annotation, biological process: negative regulation of canonical Wnt signaling pathway. NCBI's taxonomy places the organism in Eukaryota, Metazoa, Chordata, Actinopteri, Siluriformes, Clariidae. The coding region runs from base 1 to 699 and encodes 232 amino acids. Gene Ontology annotation, cellular component: plasma membrane. The transcript has 5 exons.
AUGGUAAUGGAAGAGGGUGAUAAUAAGGAUGAUGAUGAUGAUGAGCUAACUGUGGCGCUGCCUGUGAGAGCAACAGAGAAGCCUAACAUCCGUGUGUACUGUACGACUAGCGGUGCUAACGGAGGAGACGGAUGGCUCCGCGAGUGUGUCGCAACGGAGGAGACGGAGCGCGCGCUGCGCAGACAUCAUGGCCCCCGCGCCGCCGCCGGUCCUCUGUCUCGCUCUAGGUGCCCAUGCCAGCCCCGUGUCUCCGCCCACAGCACCGGCCAGCCGUUAGACAGACAGGGCGCGAGCGGCGGCGGAGCGAUGAGCGCGGACUCCUCUAUUAAUCUGUCCGUGCAGCGCGUGCUCAGUCUGUGGGUCCAGGGCACCGAGCCCACACUGCAGCACUUCACAGAGAUGUGGUACUGGGUCUUCCUCUGGUCUCUCUUCUCCUCUCUGUUUGUGCACGGUGUGGUGGGGCUGCUCAUGUGUGUGACGCUGCAGAGGCACAAGCGUGGUCGCCUCAUCACCCUGGUGCUGAUCAGCGCUGGCUUUAUCGCCUCCACCAUCGGGGGCGUCCUCACCAGUGCCGUGGUGGCCUGGGUGUACCGCGUGGCAGGGAAGGACAUGGCUCCUCUGGAGGCUCUGGUGUUCGGGAUGGGCCAGACCACUCUCACCGUCCUCAUCUCCUUCUCCCGCGUCCUAGCCACGCUCUGACCGGACGAGAGGUUCAAUGACUUUCAGGUCCAGCUGGUGGAAGAGGGGGGCCUAGGCACAACCCGUGGAUCUCUGGGUUCUGGAGGUGAUCAGGUUAUCUGCACGGUAGUGCAGGCCACAACACACACUGGAGCUUUAAAUGUCUGCAGUGACCAAAUGGACCUCCAUCCAAGCCUUGAACAGGCAGCGCUCAGAAAAUCAGCUGGUUUGAAGAUUAAAGACUGCAGCCGCGUCACAGGAAAGCACUUACAGAGAGCGUCCUCCUGUGUUUGUUUUUCUGUUGCACUUCUGGAAAGUGUUUUCUAUCCGUCCUGUUUUGCAGGGUUUGUCCAGCGCUCAGACUCCGCUCACGCCAGAGGUCACGUCAGAGGUCACGUCAGAAGUCACGCCAUACCUCAGCUACAUUUACAAUGUUAAACUA